Molecule: messenger RNA, 573 nt
Organism: Teleopsis dalmanni
Lineage: Eukaryota; Metazoa; Arthropoda; Insecta; Diptera; Diopsidae
Product: mitochondrial pyruvate carrier 1-like
Exons: 3
Coding region: 91-429 (112 amino acids)
Biological process (GO): pyruvate import into mitochondria
Cellular component (GO): mitochondrial inner membrane
Source: RefSeq, a predicted model, not a curated record
AUUAAAUUAUUUUUUUUCUUAUAUUUGGAUUAAAUUGAAAUUCAAAAUUCUUCGUAACCACAGAAACAGGCAAGCAUAAACACAGAAGAGAUGGCUAAGCGUGCAGGAGGUCUAGUAUUCCGUGCCUUGGAUAUGGUAAGGAGUAAAGAAUUUCGCGAUUACUUGAUGAGUACACACUUUUGGGGUCCAUUCGCUAAUUGGGGUAUACCUGUUGCUGCCAUUGCUGAUAUGAAGAAGGAUCCAAAAUUAAUUUCUGGAGCAAUGACUUUUGCUUUAACUCUGUACUCUACUGUAUUCAUGCGUUUUGCUUGGAAAGUCCAACCAAGAAAUUUACUGCUGUUUGCUUGCCACCUCACCAAUGCAACUGCUCAAUCUAUUCAGGGUUUGCGAUUUCUAAAUUAUGAAUACAAUCGAGACGAUAAAACUUAGAAUGUGUUGAGAUGAACACUUAUUUUAUUGUAUGAGAUUUAGCGACCCCAUAAACAGAUAUAUGCGUGCCUGUGAUUCGUCUACUUUGAAGCAAACAAAAUUUAUGUUUUCCUUAAUAAAAGCUAAAAAGGAUGUUUAAAUAUC